Messenger RNA from Otolemur garnettii (small-eared galago), 4845 nucleotides. It is a transcript of the gene SYNJ2, whose product is annotated as synaptojanin 2. Gene Ontology annotation, molecular function: RNA binding; phosphatidylinositol-4,5-bisphosphate 5-phosphatase activity. Gene Ontology annotation, biological process: synaptic vesicle endocytosis; phosphatidylinositol dephosphorylation; brain development. The record is from RefSeq and is a predicted model, not a curated record. The coding region runs from base 49 to 4542 and encodes 1497 amino acids. Gene Ontology annotation, cellular component: perinuclear region of cytoplasm; presynapse. Lineage: Eukaryota; Metazoa; Chordata; Mammalia; Primates; Galagidae. The transcript has 27 exons.
GCGGGCAGCGCGCCCUCGGGCUGGAAGCGGCCCGGGUCUCCGCCGCCCAUGGCCCUGAGCAAAGGGCUGCGGCUGUUCGGACGCCUGGAGGCCGCGGGGGAGAGCAGCGUCCUGCUAGAGGCGCGCGGCCGCGGCGACUGCCUGCUCUUCGAGGCCGGCACGGUGGCCACGCUGGCUCCGGAAGAAAAGGAAGUCAUUAAAGGACAGUAUGGCAAGCUCACAGACGCUUACGGCUGCCUGGGGGAGCUCAGGUUAAAAUCUGGUGGCACUUCCCUGAGCUUCCUGGUAUUGGUGACAGGCUGCACAUCUGUGGGCAGAAUUCCAGAUGCCGAAAUCUACAAAAUCACCGCAACCGAUUUUUACCCUCUUCAGGGAGAGACCAAGGAGGAGGAGCGCCUCACAGCCUUGAAGAAAAUCCUCAAUUCGGGGGUGUUCUAUUUCUCGUGGCCCAACGAUGGGUGCCAUUUCGACUUGACUGUUCGGACACAGAAGCAGGGUGAUGAUAGCUCGGAGUGGGGGAGUUCCUUCUUCUGGAACCAGCUGUUGCAUGUGCCCCUGAGGCAGCACCAGGUGAGCUGCUGUGACUGGCUGCUGAAGGUCAUCUGCGGGGUGGUGGCCAUCCGCACAGUGUACGCCUCUCACAAGCAGGCCAAGGCCUGCCUCAUCUCCCGUAUCAGCUGCGAGCGCGCGGGUGCACGCUUCCACACCCGGGGCGUGAACGAUGAUGGCCAUGUGUCCAACUUCGUGGAGACAGAGCAGACGAUUUACAUGGAUGAUGGCGUGUCGUCUUUUGUCCAGAUCAGAGGCUCCGUUCCGCUGUUCUGGGAGCAACCAGGGCUUCAGGUUGGCUCCCAUCGCCUGAGACUCCACAGAGGCCUGGAAGCCAACGCCCCUGCUUUUGACAGGCACAUGGUGCUUCUGAAGGAGCAGUACGGGCGGCAGGUGGUUGUGAACCUGCUGGGGAGCAGAGGCGGCGAGGAGGUGCUCAACAGAGCCUUCAAGAAGCUGCUCUGGGCUUCUUGCCACGCCGGCGACACGCCUAUGAUCAACUUUGACUUUCAUCAGUUUGCCAAAGGCGGGAAGCUAGAGAAAUUAGAGCACCUUCUGAGGCCUCAGCUGCAGCUGCACUGGGAGGACCUGGACGUAUUCACAAAGGGCGAGAAUGUAAGUCCACGUUUUCAGAAGGGCACGUUGCGGAUGAACUGUCUUGACUGCCUGGACCGGACCAACACUGUGCAGUGCUUCAUCGCACUCGAGGUCCUUCAACUACAGCUCAAGAGCCUGGGGCUGAAUUCCAAACCCAUCAUUGAUCGCUUUGUGGAGUCCUUCAAAGCCAUGUGGUCUCUGAAUGGGCACAGCCUGAGCAAAGUAUUCACAGGGAGCAGGGCCCUGGAGGGGAAGGCCAAGGUGGGGAAGCUGAAGGACGGGGCCCGGUCUGUGUCCCGCACCAUCCAGUCCAACUUCUUUGAUGGGGUGAAGCAGGAGGCCAUCAAGCUGCUGCUGGUGGGGGACGUGUGCAGCGAGGAGUCGGCAGACAAGGGGCGGGCGCUGCUGGACAGCCCAGCCCUGCUGGUGACUCCCAGGAUCCUGAAAGCGAUGAUGGAGCGUCAGUCUGAAUUCACAAACUUCAAACGCAUUCGUAUCGCCAUGGGGACCUGGAACGUGAAUGGGGGCAAGCAGUUCCGGAGCAACCUCCUCGGGACCUCAGAGCUGACAGACUGGCUGCUCGAUGCGCCCCAGCUUGCCGGCGCAAUGGGGACCCAGGAUGACAGCAGCCCGGCUGAUAUAUUUGCUGUGGGGUUUGAAGAGAUGGUGGAACUGAGUGCAGGGAAUAUCGUCAAUGCCAGUACCACCAACAGGAAGAUGUGGGGUGAGCAGCUUCAGAAAGCCAUCUCACGCUCUCAUAGGUACAUUCUCUUGACUUCGGCACAGCUGGUGGGCGUCUGUCUUUAUAUCUUUGUACGUCCAUACCAUGUCCCGUUCAUCAGGGAUGUGGCAAUCGACACGGUGAAAACGGGCAUGGGCGGAAAGGCAGGGAACAAAGGCGCCGUGGGCAUCCGCUUCCAGUUCCACAGCACCAGCUUCUGCUUCAUCUGCAGCCACCUGACAGCCGGCCAGUCCCAGGUGAAGGAGAGGAACGAGGACUACAGGGAGAUCACACAGAAGCUCUGCUUCCCCAUGGGAAGAAAUGUUUUCUCUCAUGAUUAUGUGUUUUGGUGUGGCGAUUUCAACUACCGAAUCGAUCUUACUUACGAAGAAGUCUUCUAUUUUGUGAAACGCCAAGAUUGGAAGAAACUUUUGGAAUUUGAUCAACUUCAGCUACAGAAAUCAAGUGGAAAAAUUUUUAAGGACUUUCAUGAAGGAGCCAUUAAUUUUGGGCCGACCUACAAGUACGAUGUUGGCUCAGCUGCCUAUGAUACAAGCGACAAGUGCCGCACCCCGGCCUGGACAGACAGGGUUCUGUGGUGGAGGAAGAAGCAUCCUUUUGAUAAGACAGCUGGAGAACUCGACCUUCUGGACGGCGACCUAGAUGUUGGCCCCAAAGUCAGACACACCUGGUCUCCUGGUGCCCUCAGGUAUUAUGGCCGUGCAGAGCUGCAGGCGUCCGAUCACAGACCCGUGCUGGCGAUCGUGGAGGUGGAAGUACAAGAAGUCGAUGUGGGUGCUCGGGACAGGGUCUUCCAGGAAGUGUCCUCUUUCCAGGGCCCCCCGGAUGCCACUGUUGUAGUAAACCUUCAGUCACCCACCUCAGAGGAGAAAAAUGAGUUUCCUGAGGACCUGCGCACUGAACUCAUGGAUACCCUGGGCAAUUACGGGACAAUCGUCCUUGUCAGGAUCAACCAAGGGCAGAUGCUGGUGACAUUUGCAGACAGUCACUCGGCUCUCAGCGUCCUGGAUGUGGACGGCAUGAAGGUGAAAGGCAGAGCUGUGAAAAUCAGACCAAAGACCAAGGACUGGCUGAAAGGCUUGCGAGAGGAGAUCGUCCGGAAACGGGACAGCAUGGCCCCCGUGUCGCCCACUGCCAACUCCUGUUUGCUGGAGGAAAACUUUGACUUCACAAGUCUGGACUACGAGUCAGAAGGAGAUAUUCUUGAAGAGGACGAGGACUACUUGGUAGACGAAUUCAGCCAGGCUCUGGCCUUAGACGGUGAACUGGGAGGAGAAGACUUUCCUGGUGUCCCCAGCUCCACAGCAGUGGCUCCUCCCAGCACGUCACCUGUGCUCACCAAAAAGAAGCAGUGUCCCACGUACAAAGAUGACGCGGACCUUGUGGAGCUAAAGCAGGAGCUGGAAGCAGUUGGGAAUUUCCGACACCGUUCUCCAAGCAGGUCUCUGUCGGUCCCCAAUAGGCCUCGGCCACCUCACCCACCGCAGAGACCCCCCCCUCCAACUGGUUUCCUGGUGAAAAAGUCAGCGUCAGAUGUGUCCAUCUCCUCUGGCACCCAUGGGCAGUAUUCCAUUUUGCAGACGGCGAGACUCUUGCCAGGAGCCCCUCAGCAACCACCCAAAGCUAGGACUGGAAUAAGCAAGCCUUAUAAUGUGAAGCAGAUCAAAACCACCAACGCUCGGGAGGCGGAAGCAGCGAUCCGGUGCCUCCUGGAGGCCCAAGGAGGUGCCCCAGAAGAAGCCCUAAGUUCCCUGGCUUUGAGGGACAAAGUAUCUCCUGACCCAGAGCCCACACUGGGGGUGGCCAAGCCAGAGAUUCCCCAGGUACCCCCACUCCUGCCCCGGCGGCCGGCACCCAGAGUUCCUGCCAUCAAGAAGCCGACCUUGCGAAGGACAGGAAAGCCCCUGUCACCGGAUGAACAGUCUGAGCCGCAGACUGUCCAUUUUACAGUUGGGUCCCCAGAGACAAGCCUCGAAAACCCUCUUCUAGCUGAGGUCCCUCGAGUUCCUCCUGUUCCCAAACCAAGAACAUCUCAGCCUGGGAAAGGAGUGGACAGGAGACCAGUCAGAGGGAAGCCAGCGCCAGCUGAAGCUCCUCUCUUGGCAGAAGCCACCAUGCCACCACCUCUGGAGGCUCUGUCUCUUGCACCUAAGGUGCCUCCAAGGAGGAAGAAGUCAGCCCCGGCAGUCUUCCACCUGCCGAGCAGCAGCCAACCUCUCCAGGGUCUCACUUGUGGCAGUGGUGGUGGCAGCGACAGUGGCUGUGCCUCUGGAACCCCACCUGACAUAGGCGUUUUCUUCCCAUCCGUGGAUUUUCUUGGCACUUCACCUGCCACAAGCCCCGAAACUCAUGACACCAAAGUGACAAAGUCAGACACAGGCUCCCUUCUUGGGGACUAUCAAGAUCCGUUCUGGAGCCUCCUCCACCCUAAACUGCUGAGUAAUGCCUGGCUCUCCAAGAGCUCUGACCCUUUGGACUCAGGGACCAGGGCCCCUAAAACAGCACCCACAGACCCAGCGCAAGCCAGUGCUUCAGCUGCCAAGGUGGAGCUGCCAUCAGACUGUGGGCAACAAAAUUUAAGUCACUGGGUGACAAUCAGUGACAACGACAAGAGGACGGUGUUGCAGGUGUUUGACCCCCUGGCAAACACAUGACUGAGUGACUCAGAAGGCCCCUCUCACAGAGUGUGUCACUUCUUCCUCCAGGCAUCACUUAACUGAGUCAAAAGAGACGUCUAUUUAAAGGCACACUGAAAAAACUUCUGUGCACCUGUCACUCUUGUGUAGUUUACAAAAAUUCUGUCUCUCAUUCAGUAAGGUUAUUACACAGCCACCAAAAUAUGUUCUAUUCAAGACUUGUACAUUUUACAUUUCCUCUUAGGAGAAGGGGAACUCCUUUGAAAUUCAGUGUAUGGGCUCGGCGCCUAUAGCUCAACUGGCUAAGGCGCCAGCCACGUG